Messenger RNA from Tribolium castaneum (red flour beetle), 575 nucleotides. RefSeq lists its product as uncharacterized. The coding region runs from base 97 to 489 and encodes 130 amino acids. The record is from RefSeq and is a predicted model, not a curated record. The transcript has 3 exons. NCBI's taxonomy places the organism in Eukaryota, Metazoa, Arthropoda, Insecta, Coleoptera, Tenebrionidae.
UCCACUUUUACCUGUUUGAAGAAGCUGUCUUGCACCUCCUCCGGAGACAACUCCAACGUUUCGGGGGUGACUUUCUGCAAGUCGCCUUCAGUUUCGAUGAUCACGUUGAGACAAUGGCACGACAACAUUUUUUUCGCUGUUGAUGAGGACCAGCAGCCCGGUCUUUGUUUACGGAAAUUACGUAACGGGGGCAAAGUGGUGGACACGAGGCGAAUCACAAGACGACAGAAGGCAACACCGGUGCUGGAAAUUCACGGGAAAUUGGGCAAAGUUGAGGGAACAAGGACUGGGAAGACGAGACACAAAGGACGAUGGAUGUGCAUAGAGACCAGCAGCAACGACAUGCGAAUUUCGAUGAGAGAGGGGAGCGGAUGCGUGGUGGGGACGGCGCGGGAUUUAAAGAAAAAGGACACUGUUGGGAAUUUUGGACGCACCAACAUGACGGCUAAAAAGUUUCUAGGAUUUCUACAGAGCGAAGCUACUGAGUGAUCCAGAAUGACUGAUUCGGUUGGCAAUUCUGAUUUUUGUUCUAAGUGAUUGUACUGUAUUUAUUGUAAAAUAAACUUAAAAAACCA